GAAAAAUGAGCGGCCGUAGCGGAAACGGCGCGUUAUCGCGUGCGUGCAUUGAGGGGUGUGUUGAUGAAGAUGAAAUUGAAUCUCUGCAAAGUAGUUGAUGGCUGUCGCCUUGGGACAAUGACUAAUCUUGGCAAGAAAGGGGUUCAGUCGAUGGAAAUUCCAGGAUGUCUGCUCUAUACCAAAAUGGGAUCAGCACCACACCUGACAUAUGAUACUCUACAGAAUAUUCAAGAUAUUCCUGUGGUUGCCCAGAUUCCCCUUACAACACUAGCAGAUCUUCAGGAGGUCUUGCAGGAAUAUAAAGAAGGAAUUGGAAAAUUCAUAGGUAUGCCAGAAUCUAUAUUAUAUUGUUCCCUUCAAGACCCUGCUGUUUGCUCUCCUCAUGGCUACAACAGCAUGAAGACUGUAUCUAUAUGGAACAAUAGAGGACGGAAAGAAUUCACAGCUUCAAAGUUCAUGGACAUCCAAAAGGUUAUUCAGCCAGACUGGUUCCAGUGUCUGUCAGAUGGAGACACUAUUUCAGGAGACAUCUCCAAAAAGAAAGCCAAGAAAUCUGUAGAUCGAUCGCUGUGCUUUUUGGAUGAAUGCUUACAGCUUCAAGGAAAUUCUCCAGAAUUGCAACAAAGUUUGAUGAUUGGAGCUAUUGAAGGUGGAGAUGUAUUGGAGGAAAGACUAAGAUCAGCAAGGGAGACUGCCAAGAGACCAGUGGCUGGAUUCCUGUUGGAUGGCUUUCAGGGAAAUACCAUGACUAAGGAGACUAAAUUGGAGCUCUUAUCCUCAGUUACAGCUGUGCUGCCAGAACAUAAACCAAGACUGAUCCAUGGUAUUGGUGAGCCAGAUGAAGUCCUAGAGUGCAUUAAGAGAGGAAUAGAUAUUUUUGAGAGUUGUUUUCCUUAUCAGGUGACAGAACGAUGUUGUGCUUUGUCCUUCAGCUAUGAUUAUCAACUGAAUCCUGAAUCAGCAGUUGUAAAAGAAAAUGGACAAACGGAGGUGAGGAAAGAUGAUGAAAAAACAAAAGAUGAAACAUGCAGUGAAGCACAAGAAAUGACUUCAUUUGAAAUACAUCUGAAAGAAAAGAAGUACCAGGAUGAUUUUAAUCCUUUAGUAAAUGGAUGCUCAUGCUAUUGCUGCCAAAACCACAGUCGUGCCUAUAUCCAUCACCUCCUCAUGACCAAGGAGCUGCUGGCUUAUGUGCUCCUUAUGACGCAUAACUUUCAGCAUUACUUUAACUUCUUUUCUUCUGUCCGAAAUGCUUUGAAAGAAGAUAAGUUGGAUCAGUUGAGGAAGAUUAUCAGCAGGCAGGCCCUCUGAGCUCAGAUGUGUAAAAAGCAGCUUCCCCAACCUGGUUUACCCUUCUGGAUCAAGUUUAUGGAACAGGGCUGUUAUACAAUAGUAGCGGGAUAGAAGCCCAUGAUAGAAGAAGAUCCAUGUUUUGCCUGCCAUCUCAUAUCUGAGUAUAACUUUUUUAGUUCCUGUAAAUUUAGGAAAAAUUGAGAGUUUUUCAGAGUCAUUAAUCUUUGAAAAAUAUAAAAAUAAGGUUAUUGUUUUAGAAAUAUUCACAUAGUUUUCUGAAUUGUAUUAAUGAUAUUAACAAUUUAUGGACACUUGAACUGCAGUGAGAAGAAAAGAACAUCAACUAACUUAAGAAUUAGAGAGAAUGGGGAAAAACUGCAGCUUUUGUACAGCUAUUGUAUAUUAAUCUAUUUUGGUUUUUUAAAAAAUUAUCAGAAAAAAAGUGAUGUAGCUAGAAAUCAUAGGAAAAAAGAAUACUUGCUGUUAUGAGUUGCACCUCACUUGGACUCUUCUGAUGGUGGGAACAUUUUCCAAAUGAAUGCAUUCCUUAAAGUUCUCUGCGUUCUUGUUAGCCAGAGGGCUUUUUUUCUUAUAUUGUAAGUUGCCUAUUAGAGAACCCGAUUUUAAUAACAUCAAAGGAUAGCUGUUUAUCUCAAGGGUGGAUUCUUUGAACAAUAUCCUUUUAUGGUGAUUUUUUUUGGGGGGGGGUAAGGCUUUGAUAGUAAAAGCAAAUACAGGAGAGAAUAUGUUCCAGUCCUAUUUAGUUUAUUUGGCACAAUUUUCUUUUUUACUGGAUUUUUUUACUACUAUAUUUGAAUGUUAAAGAUUUUUAUAUUAUUAUAUUUAUUGUACUGCAUGAGGAAAUUUAAUAAGACUUUUAUAUUUUUGCAUUACUGGGAAACAGUAGGAAGGAGGGAGGGAGGGGAAGAGAGAGAGAGAACUCAUAAAAUAGGGAAAUAUUGUGAGAGAGGGGAGACCAGACAAGAUGAUCAUCCAAAAAGCCAGUUUGAAGACUGGAGAGACAGACUGGCCUGACCUCUCUCAUAAGAGCCAACUCUCAGGUUUAAGAAAGAGCUGGAGUUGUUUAAGCAUGACUAAAAACAAUUCAGUAAUUAUCAGAGGUCAGUAGGAAUUUGUCAAGAACAAAGACUAAUCUUAUGUUUUGAUUAAGUUCCUUGAUAGAUUGUGACAAUGCUCUGGACAAUAGAUGCUCACCUCCUUUGUAAUAGCUCGCCUCACAAGGUAAGGCUGGGUCCUGUUCUCCUGGCCCUCCAGAAGCUCAUAAGAACUUAGCUGUUCUGCAAGGCCUUUAGGAACUGACUGCUGUAGAGCUCCUAGUGCCAGGAAAAUUAUAUUAAAUUAUUUUUUACCAUAAUUUAAUAUUUUAUUUCUGUUCUUGUAGGUUACUGUUGUUAUUGUAUUGACUGCAGUUGUUGCUUUUGUACACUACUUGGCCUUGACAGAAGUAGUUUAUAAAAUUCAUAAAAGAAAAGCUUUUAACAAAGGAGGCCAUGAUAUGUUGAUUAGCAAGCUAUUUAAGUGUGGGAUGCAUAUAUUAACAAGCCGGUGAAUGGAAAACCUUAAGCAAUGUAGUGUUACAACAUGCUGUAAUGCAAAGGAAUUCUCACCCAGUUUGCUUAAAAAACUUGCUCAUCUCCAAAUUCUGCCCUUCUCUUGGGCUUAAUUCCAAACAACUGCCGUAGAUGGGGUGCCAAAUUUUUACUUACUAUAUGCUGUGAAACAGAGAGAGACUUCAGUCCUAUAUCAAACAAUAAGCUGCACAUACUGAAUCCAAAGGAUUUAUUACUAAGCAGGUUUAUACAUGUUUUUGCUCUUAGCCACAUAAAUAAAAGAAGGAAGUACAUGGUGGAUUUUCUAAAAGCAUAGCUGAGCUAUUGAGGCUGUGGGUUUUGCAUGACUUCCAGUCAGAGUUGUCCUCGUUUGAAAAUAAGCAGAAGUUUUCAGGGGGCACAAGAUUUCCUUGUUACUUUACUAUUCAAGUUAGAUAUACUUAAGAUGUGACCUUACUUAUUCACCAGGAUCUCAAGAUGUAUACGGUUAUUUAACAAAGCCAUUGUCUCAUGGAGUGAGUGGGGAAGAAGGGAAGGCACAGGGGUUCUUGACGGAAAUAUCUUUUUUUAAAAAAAAAUUAGAAAUACCCUCAGGGGUGGAAAGUGUUCCUCUACCUGAAACUGGGAAAGUUGCUACUAGUUAAAAAAUAGCACUGAGCCAGAUAGAUUAGUAGUCUGGUUCCAUAUAAGGUAACUUUGUAGUUCUCUUUAUAUAUGUCUACUUUGAGGGGAGAAUCUUUCAGUGCCUGUACAGAUAUAUGGUAGAUUGGAGUGCUGCUUUUCUCCCUCUUGAUUGCCAGUACAAGAUUUUACAAAACUAAGUUUGCACUGCUACUAAGCAGAGUUUAGAUGUUAGAAGUAUUAAUGUAUAGGAACACUAUUAUUCCAGCAAUAUGUUUGUGGCUGAAAAGCUAUAAUACUGCACUAUGCAACCUAAUUAAUCAUUUCUAAUUAAUAGAAUGUGUCUAUUAGUUAUUUUUUUAAAAAAUCAGCCUAGAAACUCUUGAAAGUAAAGCUGCAUUUGUUUAAUUAUUAAACAAGUUGCAGUAUUUCAAAUGAAAUUUUCUGAAGAUAUCAUCAGAACAGUGUCUUGUAAAUAGUUUCUUUCUUGUCUGGACUUUAUUGUUCUGUGAAGGAUUGGGAUUGUUUAAAAUGUGCUUGUUGCAUAUAGCACUGAAGUUCUCCUCUUAAUUGCUCCAUUUCAGUCUUAAUAUUACUUUUUAUAUCAAGCUUUGGUAUAAAAUCUAAUGGUGCUAUAUUUAACAUUUCAGACUGCUAGAUACUAGAUGAGUAGAGGUCCUGCAGGUCCAGGUUUAACCUUGUCUACCUUGGAAAAACCCAACCAGGUUGCAGCAGACUUUUUGCAUCUCUGUACAACUGUGGCACUUGGAUUGCCAUUCUUUGAACUGGACCUGUCUCCAUCCUUUUAAUUAAGAAGCUAUGUUUAUCUCCAUGCUGAGAAUAUUUUCACUAGCUGAUGUCAGACUAGAAUGGCUAAAGCUACACAGCUUUAAAUGUGUUCUGAAAGUUGCUGGCUUGUGAGUGUUUGUGAAAAUGUAUAUUUGGAUUUCACAAAAUCUGAGGCUCUGUAUGUCUUUCCCAAAGUCAUCAUGCUUAGCCAAAACUUUUCUAGCCAUCUUCUAAUGCAGUGGUUCUUAAACUAUUUGACCCAAUUACCCCUUUUCCCAGUCUCAAAUUAUGUCAUUACCCCCA
Molecule: messenger RNA, 4577 nt
Organism: Python bivittatus (Burmese python)
Lineage: Eukaryota; Metazoa; Chordata; Lepidosauria; Squamata; Pythonidae
Gene: QTRT2
Product: queuine tRNA-ribosyltransferase accessory subunit 2
Source: RefSeq, a predicted model, not a curated record